AUGGCUCAACCUUGCACCUCCGAUGGCUAUUGGACUAUCUUGGAAACCGUACCGUAUUCGUUGCAGAACACCGCCACCAAUGCGACCGGCACCAUUUCCAGUGUGGCGAACACACAAUUGCCGGUGCAUCAUCACCAAGCGCUGCACCACCACCACCAACAGCAGGACGAGGGCAACUCCAGCGAGACCAAUCUCUUGGCCGGUGCCACAGUCGUGGUCGAAAUACCAACGGAGACGAUGCGAAAUGCCAUCAAGUACACCAUACCCGAGGCGGAACAUCAGCUGCUACACACAGCGGAGAGCACGCUAGCCACCACCACCACAGGUACUAAGCAGCGCAUACACAUCGUCAAGGAUAUGCGUUUGAAUCCCACCGUUACGGUGGCACAGCAGACCAACAUUACAGCAACACACGUGGAACAACAGUCCGGCCGUCAGCAGCAGAGCACACAACAACAACAACAACAACAUUUCACAUUGAAUGAUUGCCUCAGCACGGGUGUGGUGGUGCAGCAGCGCCAGCAGACGACGCAACAGCAGCAAACGGAAUUCAUUAAAAUCGACACGAUCCAGGAAAAGAUGAUGUUGCGCAAUGUUAUACAGUACGAAGCGGUGGAUGGUUUGCCCGCAGACACGUCGCAGGUCAUCAGCGCAUUGGUGGAGAGUGAGAAGAAUCAACAACAACAGCAGCAACAGCAACAGGAAGUAUUGCGCAACACGCGUGAACUUGAGCUGCUGGACAAGGCCACCAUUGAGGCCGUUAGCGACACGGUGCUCAACGCCUUCGAGCAGCAGGAGGCGGCGGAACACAUCGAGGAGCAUAAGUCGCAAAAUCAUCAUGAGGCGCAAGACAAACAGCUGUUGCCGCUCAUGCGAUGCCCCACUAAGAUACUGACACCCGCCGCCAAUGAAGCUGGUCUUCAACUGCAGUAUGUGUGCAAUCUGUGCGGCAAAUCGUACAAAAUAAAGGGCUCCUUGAAGCGUCACAAGCGCUACGAAUGCGGCGUGGCACCAACGGUUGCGUGUCAAUUCUGUCCACACAAAUGCAAAUACAAAUCGGAUUUGCGUAAACAUAUAUCGCAGAAGCAUGCGGGGCAAGGUGGUGAAGAGCUGUUAUUGGAGCAACGUUUAAGCAGCGAAUAA
This is a messenger RNA of Zeugodacus cucurbitae (melon fly), 1143 nucleotides long. RefSeq names its product longitudinals lacking protein, isoforms N/O/W/X/Y. The record is from RefSeq and is a predicted model, not a curated record. The coding region runs from base 1 to 1143 and encodes 380 amino acids. The transcript has 2 exons. NCBI's taxonomy places the organism in Eukaryota, Metazoa, Arthropoda, Insecta, Diptera, Tephritidae.